AUGGUACGGGGAAGCCGGCGAGCCUCGGCUCCGGCGACGGCGGACCCGCGCCCCGACAGCACCGCUCUCCUGCCGCCAGGACUGCCACCUCGGGGCACCUCCGCGUGGCGGGGUCGAGGCGGCGGCUGUGCGGGCACCGCGGCGGAUGCGGUGGUGGUGCGCCGUUCGGCCGCCGCGCCGAUCUGCGGUGGCCACCUCCGCGACGCCACCGCCAUCUCCGAGUGCCUCCAUGCUUUUUGCAGGCAAUGCAUAUAUGACAAGUUGACGAAGGGGGAUACAAAAUGCCCAACGUGCGACGUUCUUUUGGGCCCUGCUCCAUUGGAGAAGCUCAGACCUGAUCAUAGCCUGCAACACAUCAGGUCGGUGAUAUUUCAUGGUAAGAGGCGCAAUGUCAAUGCUGUCACCGCCAAGAACAAGAACAGGAAGGAAAAGGUUUUCACUGAAUCAACCAUUUCUUCAGUGGUGGAUAUCAUUAUAGGAGGAAGAACUACACCACUGCAACAGAAGAUAGAAGUUGAGGUGAUCAAUGAAGCUGAUGAGGCUUCGAAUCUUGCUCCUGUUGGAAGAGAUGCUUUGUCACGAAUCAGGUGUCGAGACUUUUACUCAGCAUGCCAUCUUUCUGUGGAGACUGGAGCCUUGAUUGUGUGGCAACCACCACCUAUCCCAGAGGAGAUGGUUGCCCUUGCCCAUGAUCAGUUAGCCCCCAGGCAGGAUUCACAGACUUUUGGGCCUCCAGCGACCUCUGGUACUAAGUACCAGCGACAAGCACCAACUGUACAGAUGACCAAUACCUCGGUUAUGGCAGGCAUCUCAUUCCAUGCUAGGAUGACUGUCCAGGAUGAUGAUAACCUGAGUGGAGAUAUUCUCGCAUUGUUCAAUGAGAGUACUACAAGAAUCAUGGGGAGAUAUGUUGCUCACAUAAGCCAAUUAAAGGCAAAGAACUCCAAAUUAAUAGAGCAAUUGGAAAAUGAAAGAGCAGCUGCCCUUGAGAGGAUAAGAACGUUUGAAGAGAGGCACCAACAAGAAUUGGAAAAUGAAAGAGUUGCCGCUGCUGAGAGGACAAGAAUACUUGAAGAGAGGUACCGACAAGAAUUGGAAAAAGAAAGAGCAGCUGCUGCUGAGAGGAUUAGAAUCCUUGAAGAGAGGCUCCAAAGGGAGUCCAAAAUAGCCACGAGUGCUAGAAACCGAAGAGGUCUGGAAAAUGAAAGAGCAGACAACCAGGCUCUGAUGUCAGAUAUUGUAGAGAAAAGUGAUGAGCUUGCGACACUCAAAUAUCACUGUGACAUGUCUGAGUCAGACAAGAAAGAUUUAGAAAAUCAAGUUGAGAACCUGAAGAAGGAAUUAGAAUAUACUAAAAGAGAACAUGCAAGAUAUGCCCGUCAGGUCUUGGAUGCAGCAAAUGCAUACCAGACCUUAUCUGGUACAAAAAUGUGUGAUAAUGUCAUGGUGAAUGUAACAGUGAUGCUAGAGCAUGAAUUAUCUGAGUGA
Setaria italica (foxtail millet) is the source of this 1488-nucleotide messenger RNA. RefSeq lists its product as uncharacterized. Gene Ontology annotation, molecular function: ubiquitin-protein transferase activity. The transcript has 9 exons. NCBI's taxonomy places the organism in Eukaryota, Viridiplantae, Streptophyta, Magnoliopsida, Poales, Poaceae. The coding region runs from base 1 to 1488 and encodes 495 amino acids. The record is from RefSeq and is a predicted model, not a curated record.